Molecule: messenger RNA, 1440 nt
Organism: Psilocybe cubensis
Lineage: Eukaryota; Fungi; Basidiomycota; Agaricomycetes; Agaricales; Agrocybaceae
Exons: 10
Coding region: 1-1440 (479 amino acids)
Biological process (GO): cellular response to biotic stimulus
Source: RefSeq, a predicted model, not a curated record
AUGUCCUCCUCAGCAGUGCGGGUGACCAACUACCCCGCAAUCAAGAACGCGCCCUUGGUUGGGCUCGCAGAGGGCAAUGGUGCCUUUAACAACUACCACCUCGCCGCUCUCCUCGUCGUCGUUCCAUACGUCGUCAAGUCUUUCCUUCCCAUCGUCAAAUAUGGCGGCUUCAAGACGUACCUCUUCAUGUUCGUCCUCAUGGGCGCGCCUACCGCUGUCGGAUACUGGUCCUUCAUCAGUAUCUAUGGUGCGCGGAGGAACGAAAAGGUCACCCUGCCUGGCAAGGACAUCGAGGAAUACAUCGACAUCAAGGACGAGGACCUCAAGAAGCUGUACAAGGGCAAGGAGAAGAUCCCCAUGCAGGUCUUCCACGACGCGUACUUCGACGGCAAAAUUGACUUCAAGGGCGACGUGUUGGACAUCCUGGAGCAGCGCCAUGACUGGGCCAAGAUGAACUUUACCUUUGAGCUCUUCAAAUACGUGUUCACCGUCUUCAUUCCUGAGGUCAUCGUUCACUCCCAGAGCCAGGACGAGGAGCAGAUUCGUGGCAACUACGAUCGUGGCGAUGACUUUUAUGAAUGGUUCCUUGGCCCCCGUAUGAUCUACACCUCCGGCGUCGUCCUCGACAUCAACAAGGAAGAGACCCUCGAGGAGCUCCAGGACAACAAACUCGCCAUCGUCUGCAACAAGCUCAACCUCCAGCCCACUGACAAGCUCCUUGAUAUUGGCUGUGGAUGGGGUACCCUGGUCACCUACGCUGCAAAGAACUUUGGCUGCGACGCUACUGGUGUAACACUCGCCCAGAAACAGGCCAAGUUCGGUACUGAACGCAUUGCGAAGAACGGCGUCCCCGCUGACAAGGCCCGCAUCUUGUGCUGCGACUACCGUGAGAUCCCCACCGGCACCAAGUAUGACAAAAUCGUCUCUCUCGAAAUGGCUGAGCACGUCGGUGUCCGCAGAUACUCCCAGUUCCUUUCCGAAGUGUACGACCUCCUCGAGGAUGAUGGUGUUUUCGUGUUCCAGGUCGCAGGUCUGCGCCCCAGCUGGCAAUUCGAGGAUCUGGUUUGGGGUCUCUUCAUGAACAAGUACAUCUUCCCUGGUGCGGACGCGUCGUGCUCUCUCGGAUGGGUUAUCACCAAGCUCGAAUCCGCUGGCUUCGAAAUCAAAAACAUUGAUGUGCUCGGCGUGCAUUACUCGGCUACCAUUGACCGAUGGUACAAGAACUGGCUGGCGAACAAGGACAAGGUCGUCGAGAAGUACGGUGAGCGAUGGUACAGGAUCUGGGUCUUCUUCUUGGCGUACAGUGUCAUCGUCGCUCGUCAGGGAAGCUCGUCUGUGUUCCAGAUCACGAUGCACAAGAACUUGAACGCGUACCACCGUAUCGAGGGUGUGCCCAACCACCACUCGAUCCACGUCAAGCUCGACAAGGAGCCUCUGUAA